Messenger RNA from Arabidopsis arenosa, 717 nucleotides. NCBI's taxonomy places the organism in Eukaryota, Viridiplantae, Streptophyta, Magnoliopsida, Brassicales, Brassicaceae. The record is from the annotation of a GenBank genome assembly.
UAUCAAAAAAUAAACAAAGUGAGCAACUAAAGAAACCACACAAAACAGAUAGAUCAAUUUGUAUAACAAAAAGAGGCAAUGAGAACGACUAUAACAAAGGAAGACUCUAUAACCAUUAAUCAAAAGAGAGACACGCAAACAUACAUAGCUAGAUUUCAAUAAACCAUUAAUAACAAAAUUUCUCUCUAUGGCAGCCCAAAUCGCAGAGUUUAACAGGCGCACCAAAGCUAUUCGAAAGCAUGUGGAUGUAAUGGCACAGCAGCUGGGUGCAAGACUUGCAGUGCUUUCUUUUCGCGAAGAUGGCCAGGAUGCCCAUUAUGGACGUCCCAUUGAUGAAAAUCCGACCCCUGUAGUUGCUAUACAUAGGGCUCUGGCAUUGGUUAAGACUGAAGAACUUACCGUAGCUGAAGCUCAGACGUUGAUGGUCCUUGUCCGACAGGUCAAGGACGCUCUGAACCCUCAGUGAGAUUUUCGGUUUUAUGUUUGUUUUUUGAGGAUUGAUGCUAGUUAAUAUGGGAGGGAUUUGGGUCUGAUGUUUCGGUUUGAGUCUAGACUUUGAUGUUUCGGUUUGAUGUUUUUUUUGAACGCAUACUGAGAGUUUGUUAUUUUGGACUCAACUUAUCUUUUGGUGCAAUCCUUUUUCAAUUUUCAAAGUUCUCUUUGGUAAUUAUGUAUUCACACUCAAACGCUAUGCCAUAACAAAGAAAAAUUCGGUCA